Molecule: messenger RNA, 1457 nt
Organism: Arabidopsis arenosa
Lineage: Eukaryota; Viridiplantae; Streptophyta; Magnoliopsida; Brassicales; Brassicaceae
Source: the annotation of a GenBank genome assembly
AGAAGAAGUUAUUUUCUUGAUGGAUUUCUGUUGGAAGAGAGAGAUGGAAGGUAAACUAGCACAUGACCACCGUGGCAUGACGUCACCGCGUCGUAUCUGCGUCGUGACCGGUCCGGUGAUCGUAGGCGCCGGACCGUCGGGACUAGCCACGGCCGCAUGUUUAAAAGAGAGAGGUAUCACGUCCGUACUACUAGAGAGAUCAAACUGUAUAGCAUCACUAUGGCAGCUCAAGACUUAUGACCGUCUUCAUCUUCACCUUCCUAAACAAUUCUGUGAACUUCCGAUUUUACCCUUCCCCGCCGAUUUCCCUACCUACCCGACGAAGCAACAGUUCAUCGAGUACCUUGAGGACUACGCAAGGAGGUUCGAUAUAAAGCCAGAGUUUAACCAGACGGUUGAGUCGGCUGAGUUUGAUGAAAACCUUGGGAUGUGGCGCGUGACGAGCGUGGGAGAGGAAGGUACGACGGAGUAUGUUUGCCGGUGGUUAGUAGCGGCGACGGGGGAGAAUGCGGAGCCGGUGGUGCCUAGGUUUGAGGGGAUGGAUAAGUUUGCAGCCGCCGGGGUAGUUAAGCACACGUGUCAUUAUAAGACCGGUGGAGAUUUCGCCGGAAAAAAGGUUCUUGUCGUCGGAUGUGGAAACUCCGGUAUGGAGGUUUGUUUGGAUCUCUGCAACUUCGGUGCUCAGCCUUCUCUCGUUGUCAGAGACGCUGUGCACGUCCUACCACGAGAGAUGUUGGGUACUUCAACUUUUGGGCUGUCCAUGUUCUUACUCAAAUGGCUGCCCAUCCGGCUCGUUGACCGUUUCCUUUUGGUUGUUUCCCGGUUCAUCCUCGGGGACACCACUCUGUUAGGUCUUAACCGGCCCCGGUUAGGCCCACUUGAGCUCAAAAAUAUCUCCGGUAAAACUCCGGUUCUCGACGUUGGCACGCUAGCCAAAAUCAAAACCGGAGACAUUAAGGUGUGUUCCGGGAUAAGAAGGUUAAAACGACAUGAAGUUGAGUUCGAUAACGGAAAAACAGAGAGAUUUGACGCCAUUAUAUUGGCAACUGGCUACAAAAGCAACGUACCCUCUUGGCUAAAGGAGAAUAAAAUGUUUAGUAAGAAAGAUGGGUUUCCAAUACAAGAGUUCCCAGAGGGAUGGAGAGGGGAAUGUGGGCUAUACGCGGUCGGAUUCACAAAACGUGGGAUUUCUGGAGCAUCAAUGGAUGCAAAGAGAAUAGCUGAAGACAUACACAAGUGUUGGAAACAAGACGAGCAAGUCAAGAAAAUCUAAUCAAAACUUAUAGAGACUAGACAGUUGAGAGAAAGCUAAGGUUUUCUAUCAAGAAAACAUAACUUGCCAAACGCCGGUAGCGAUCGAAAAAUUGAUGGUUUGGUUUCAAAGGAGGUGAUGUAAAUUAAGACUUAUCUCCAGCUGCAAUGCAAAUUGGGGAAAAGAAUGAAAAGGAAAUUUAGUG